Molecule: messenger RNA, 2174 nt
Organism: Photinus pyralis (common eastern firefly)
Lineage: Eukaryota; Metazoa; Arthropoda; Insecta; Coleoptera; Lampyridae
Gene: NELF-B
Product: negative elongation factor B
Exons: 5
Coding region: 379-2139 (586 amino acids)
Biological process (GO): negative regulation of transcription elongation by RNA polymerase II
Cellular component (GO): nucleus; NELF complex
Source: RefSeq, a predicted model, not a curated record
GAAGUCAUACACCUAUCUACAUCUUGCAUUAGCACCAGCCGAAUUACAAGUGAAUGUGCAUUGUUUAUAUUUAUUUAUGAGUAGGUAUAGAUAAAGAUUUUUUGAAAAGCUACGCGGACCAACUCUUCCUAGAUAGUAGAUACGCCACUGCCAUUGGGUAGGGGUCAUUGUGGUAGGGGUACUGUUUUUUUUAGCCACACUAGCACCACAUGAGACUUGUUUUGUUUUGGUAGUGUGAAUUGUGCUCACAAACAACAAAAGGUGAUUUUUCUUUAUGAUUGUAAUUAGGAAAGAGAAUAGUCAAGAGGUAGGAAUGGAUUGGAUCCUCGGCCCAUAGACACUAAAAAACAAAAACAGUGAAUUCAAAAUUUGGUAGAAAUGGCCUCAAAACCGGAAUUUCCAUUGGAUGCAGUUGGAGUAAAUGGCCCAACUUACCUCAAGCAUGCCUUAACAAGCUGUACGGAUCCUCUCAAAGCUAUUGAGGAGUUUCAGAUCGCCAACGGCAUUUUACUUCCAUCCCUGCGACCAAUGCUACCCCUACUGGAUCUUCACGGCGUUCGUCGACUGGACUUUCAUACAUCCGUGGUAGAGGAACUACGAGAAAAGCUGAUAUCGCACAUUAACGAAAUGGGCCAAAGGGAGGGAAAAGAACGCGAUCGUAAAUUUAAGGAGCUGUUAGUGAAAAGCUUUCCGGUAGUAAAAGUAAAAGCUCUUCGUCCAAUUGUGAUGUGCAUUUUACGAAAUACAGCGCAAAUUGACGAUCAAUACCUCAAGGUGUUGGUGCGAGAUCGCGAUUUGUAUAAUGAUACAGAUACGGAGGUGAAACGGCAAAUUUGGAAAGACAACCAAUCGUUAUUUGGGGAUGAAGUAUCCCCCUUGUUAAGUCAAUACAUCAGUGAAAAGGAGAAUAUUCUCUUUGAUCAUCAGAACAUUACCAUCCAAUUCUUUGGCCCUUCGCCCAAAGUGAGAAGGCAGGGUGAAGUCGUCCAGAAAUUGGCUCAUAUGAUCGGCAGCAGCGUUAAGCUAUACGACAUGGUCUUACAGUUUUUAAGAACUUUAUUUUUACGUACCAGAAAUGUUCACUAUUGCACACUACGAGCAGAGCUUUUAAUGGCACUGCACGACUUGGAAGUCCAAGAUAUAAUAUCCGUGGACCCGUGUCAUAAGUUUACUUGGUGCUUGGAUGCUUGUAUCCGAGAGAAAAACGUCGACAUCAAGAGAUCUCGAGAAUUGCAAGGGUUUCUAGAUAAUGUUAGAAGGGGUCAGGAGCAGGUUUUAGGUGAUUUGUCGAUGACAUUAUGCGAUCCGUACGCUAUAAACUUUUUGGCAACAUCCGCCAUCAAAAUCUUGCAGCAUUUGAUUAACAAUGAAGGAAUGCCUAGGGAUAACACAAUUUUAAUUUUGUUGCUACGUAUGUUGGCCUUGGGUUUAAGCGCCUGGGUGAUGAUCGAUUCUCAAGAUUUCAAGGAGCCCAAACUGGACAGUCAGGUGGUUACAAAAUUUUUACCGGCGCUGAUGUCGCUUAUGGUAGACGACCAGGUACGGCACUUCUCGGGAAAAUUGCCGCCGGAUGAACGCGAAGCGGCAAUCACAACCAUAGAGCAUUCGGGUCCGCUUCCCGACGCCGUUGAAGCCUACCUGCAAGAAAGUUCUGUUGCUAGUAUUCUAGCAAUGUAUUACACAUUGCAUGUAACGAAGCACAAGGAUCGCGUUGGAUUGCUACGCAUAUUAGCAGUUUUAGCAAAUUGUAGGGACGAUCGAGCAUUUGAAGAUCCGUUCCUCCACUCAAUGGUAACUCUCUUAAUUCACAUGACUGACGAAUUUGCCACCGCCGAUUUUUGUACUGGAUUAUUUGACGAAUUCUUUUUCGCCGGACUUACAAGAGACAAUGUGACUCGACAUUUGCUCAAGCUGCUAUGGUAUAUUUAUCCGAGAUUGCCACCUAAUCGGUUGCACACGUUGCUAAAGGCACUGCAGCCUACGAAUCAGCAUACAGAAAAAGUGCACAGUCUGUACCAAAAGUUACAAGAUAAAAUAAAUGCCCAACAGGAACCUGUAAUACCUCUCGAAAUGGACAUUGAUCUUAACUCUCCGCUUAUGAGUGUACCCACACCCGCUCCUUAUCAUCAUGUUAUCUAGACUGUGAAUUUAUUAAUAAUAAAAUUGGAUAAUUA